AUGAGCCAACCGCGAUCGGACAAGGACGAGGCCAUUGGAUCCUCUUGUUUAUUUGAGAUGUGCCUUUUAAGCUCCAGGUAUCCACGCCAUUGCUUCAGGUUCACAGUGCAGUGGACAUAUGUUGGCUUACUUGUAUCUUUUGUACGAGGAUACGCGGAUUCGGCAUCCUCUUCUUUUUUUUUCUUGCACACUUUUAGUGACCGAGGAGUCUGGGGGAUGCAUAGGCAGCUCGCUGGCUUAGUGUUGCUAGAUCCCGGUUAUAUAGUGAAGGAGCUUACAUUCCUCUACACGGCGGCGGCGGCGGCGGUGGCGGCGGCGGCCGACCGACCGACCGACCGAGUCCCAAAAGUAGGCUACAAGGGCUUCGCCGGGGACCCGAAGGGACUCACCUCCCCGAAGCCCCAAUAA
Aureococcus anophagefferens is the source of this 408-nucleotide messenger RNA. RefSeq lists its product as hypothetical. The transcript is spliced from 3 exons. Bases 1 to 408 code for a protein of 135 amino acids. NCBI's taxonomy places the organism in Eukaryota, Pelagophyceae, Pelagomonadales, Pelagomonadaceae. The record is from RefSeq and is a predicted model, not a curated record.